Molecule: messenger RNA, 1385 nt
Organism: Rubroshorea leprosula
Lineage: Eukaryota; Viridiplantae; Streptophyta; Magnoliopsida; Malvales; Dipterocarpaceae
Source: the annotation of a GenBank genome assembly
CGUGGAACAACCGCUUUUCUCUCUCUUCGUCUCCGCACCGCACCCCUCUUAUUCAGACCCAAUCCCUCACUCCUCAAAUUCUCAAUCCUCAACGAUCUCUCUUAUUUACAUCCAUAAAACCUAUAAAAGACUCUUGUUUUCAAAAAUUUUCUCUUUUUACCCAAUUUCUUGGUUAACUUUCCUUCUAAAUUGCGUUGAAUUCUCGUUAUCUUUUUGAAACCCUAGGUUUUGGUUCUGGGUGUGCUUGAUUUUGUCAGAUCUAGGUUAAAAUUCAUCUGGGUUAUCUUGAUUUUGUUACAGAAGAGAAACCCAUAAAUUUUCUUCGCUAAAUUUGUUAGAUUUUUUGCGUAUUUGGAAAGUGAGGAACAAAGAGAAUGGCAGAGCAAGGUGGCUUGGAAAGUAGUCAGCCCGUGGAUCUUUCCAAGCACCCGUCUGGCAUUGUUCCCACUCUUCAAAACAUAGUAUCAACUGUUAAUUUGGACUGCAAGUUGGAUCUCAAGCAAAUUGCACUUCAAGCUCGUAAUGCCGAAUACAACCCUAAGCGUUUUGCUGCUGUCAUUAUGAGGAUAAGAGAGCCUAAAACUACCGCUUUGAUUUUUGCAUCUGGAAAGAUGGUGUGUACGGGUGCCAAAAGUGAAACACAGUCAAAACUGGCUGCAAGAAAGUAUGCUAGAAUUAUUCAAAAGCUUGGUUUUCCUGCCAAGUUUAAGGAUUUCAAGAUCCAGAACAUUGUUGGCUCUUGUGAUGUUAAAUUCCCAAUCAGACUCGAAGGUCUUGCCUACUCUCAUGGUGCCUUUUCAAGUUAUGAGCCUGAACUCUUCCCAGGUCUGAUCUAUCGCAUGAAACAGCCCAAGAUUGUACUCCUUAUUUUUGUUUCUGGGAAGAUCGUGAUUACCGGAGCCAAGGUGAGAGAUGAGACAUACACAGCCUUUGAGAAUAUCUACCCCGUGCUUACUGAGUUCAGGAAGGUCCAGCAAUGGUAAGGAGCUAUAGCUGCUUUACUCCCCUCCUUUUCUAAUCUUCUCUAAAUAUAAUGACUUUCAGAAUUUGUUCUUCAAUUUUGCAACUGAAAAAUCCUUCUUUUUUUUUUUUGGCAGAUGCUUUUGUGUGUCAUGGUGUUGGUGUAGUUGGAUUCAACUGUGAAUACUGGAAACCAGUCUUGGGUUGCUGCCUGGGUUUCUUCUAUUCCUCAGCAAGUUCUGUCUUGGUGCAAAAACAAAAUUCCUUCCAAAGUGGGGUUUCAUAAAUGGUUGGAAUGUCCUCUGUAUAUUUAGGUUAUUUGGUAGAGGGUAAAGAACAGAGACUGGAAGAACUGAACAAUGUUUGGAAUGGUUUAUUUUGUACACCUUUUCUCUGGACAAGUUCAAUAAUUGUACUUAAUUCCA